Symbiodinium necroappetens is the source of this 378-nucleotide messenger RNA. The record is from the annotation of a GenBank genome assembly. NCBI's taxonomy places the organism in Eukaryota, Dinophyceae, Suessiales, Symbiodiniaceae.
AUGUUGGACCAUCCCACUAGGAGGGCGAUGUAUUGGUUACUCUCCGAGUUUGCUGCCCUAGGGACUGUGGAGUCUCUGCCAAGAGAGAAUCCCUCCGAGCCCUUCAGCCAUGGACUGCAAGUCUGGCGACUGAUUCCGACAGACCUGCGCCACGAUUCCGGAUACCUGAUGUGCAACAUCGACCCGAGCAAGCAGACAGGUGAAGUCUUUGCCCCGGUGAGCAUCAAGCGCUUCAUUGGCGGGUCCAACGAAGUGCUGUUCCCUCCGCAAACAAAGUUUCGUGUCAAGGAGGAGAAGGAUGUGCAGCGCGUCACAGAGAACGAUGAGACCCGCGACGUCCACACGCGCGUGCUGGAGGUCGUGGAAUUGCCCGUGCCA